Molecule: messenger RNA, 3276 nt
Organism: Closterium sp. NIES-65
Lineage: Eukaryota; Viridiplantae; Streptophyta; Zygnematophyceae; Desmidiales; Closteriaceae
Source: the annotation of a GenBank genome assembly
AUGUCUCGUGCCUUAAUAGCUGCCGUCUUAAUCGAGUCGAGCCUGUUGCUCCCACCCGUCGCUCUCGGCGAUGCCUCGGCGACCAGCUCUGGCGACGGCGACAGCGACGGCGACAGCAGUGCCGCUCGCCACACUUCGCGCGGCGACGGGGCGACGGCGCGCACCAUGGAUUACAUCUCGGACGAUCCCUCCGCGGCUAACUUCCCCGGUCCGCCGCGCGUGUCCACCAACUCAUGCGCGCGCCCAUGCAAGGUGCCGAACCCGCCGAUCGUCAUCAACGUGGGGUUCGAGCGCGACAUUCUGCGUCGCGCCACGCUCCCCAACGACACGCUCGUGACCAUGCUGCUGUGGAGCAACGUGCGCCUGACACGUGGACUAGUGUUCGGAGCCAACUUCUCGUGCACCAUCUUCAACUCCACGCGCCCCGGCAGGCUCACCAUCUCGCUGCCCAACACCGCCACGCCAGUCCUGGAGCUGUUCAACACGCACAACGUGCUCGUGCACGGCAUCAACUUCCACAUCCCCGUGAGGGACUCCGACACCACCAUCUGCCGCUUCCCCAACAUCGACCAGGUGCGAGACAUCUACAUCGGGCGCUACUCCUGCCCGGCCAUCUUCCUCUUCCGUGUCUUCGCCGUGCAAGUCACACAGGGCAUGGUGCACGGACGGAUUGAUGUCAUGCGCGCCGCGUACUCGCGAAUUGACAACAUGCGAGUCACUGUGAAUCCUGCCAAUUGGCCGGCAGCCAUCCGUGUGUCCUACUCUGGGCAUGGCCCGACCCUGCAGCGCUCCAACGUAUGGAUUACAAACAAUGAGCUGUUUUCCGGAGGGGAGGGGCGGGAGCAGGCGCAGCGGGCGCGCGUGGGGAUCAUGAUCUUGUGGGGCGGGAUAGGGGUGAACGUGAUGAAUAACCGCCUGCACGACUUUACCCUCGCGGGGAUCCAGAUGGGCCAUGGCAUGAACAACGUGGGCGAUGCCAUGUUGACCAAAGUGGCCUACAAUGAGAUUCGGCACGACUUUGGCGAGACAGGGGCGAACACGCGGCUGGACAACAGUGGGAUUUACUUUGACACGCACUGGGUGAACCCUGGGAACUACCUGCGCUGCAACUAUGUGUACCGUGGUGGGCACUGCCUGUACAUCGACUGGGUGUCCAGUGGGGUCAUCUCGGAUGGGCUUGUGUGCGACCAGACAGCUGAUGGGCUCAAGCUCAACUCUGGAAAGAACAACAUGAUACUGGGCAUGGUGAUGAUCAACACGACGCAGUUCUCAGUGGGGUACAUCUCAUGCCAGAACAACCACCUCAACAACUGUGAUAACUACGCCGGCCCCAACUGGAACCGCCUCCUCAAAACCUACUUCCAGACGCCCGAGAUUCGAUGGAAUUAUCCUUAUCUGACCAACUUUUGUGGGAAGAACCGCAUCAACGGCAUUGACUGCAACAACGGCACAGAUGCUGCUCACAGCCGCGCGGUCACAUCUGGAUGCAGCGGGCUUCCCACUGAGAACUACGCAGAGCUAGUUUCUGCCACCCCGUCAGGCUCUCCAAAAUAUGUCAUCUACAUGCCCAACUGUGCGCCCUUCCCUUCCGUGCCUGCUCUCAACCGCAUGCGGUAUUUUGCCACGAGUAUCGACAAAGCAGGGUUCAGGGAUUCUAAGAAUGGGGAUUUUGGGCUGAGGAGCAACUCCGAUCUGCCAUCAACACCCAUCCCAUUUCAACCCGUCUUCCUCGUCGCGGCUUUCCAUCCCCCCUUCAUACCUCCCCCAUCCCCUCUCCCAUCCACCUUCUCUCAUCCCCCCUCCCAUCCCACCUGUCCCAUCCCCCAUCUGCCAUCCUCCCGCUCCCAUCCCCCCUUCCCCUCCCCCUCCCAUCCAACCUUUCCCUCCACCUCCCACACACCCCCCUGUCGCACCCAUUCCUUCCCAUUCCUCCUUCCCUAUCCACCCUCCACUAACCCUCCUCACACUUCCCCCAUCUCUCAUUCCCCAUCCCCUGCCCCCUCUCCCCUACGCCGCUGCGCGCAGGAUCUGUGCGUGCUGCUAUUCACCUCCAGCCGCGACCCGGGCAUAGUCCCGCGCAACACACAGCCCCCCGAGCCGGACGGUGACGUGGAGGCGCCGCGGCCGUCGGGAGGGCGGCGGCUGCCGCGGACGAAGGACGUGGUGAUAAAGGGCAAGACGGUGAAGGUUAAAUACUGCGACACCUGCAUGCUGUACCGGCCGCCGCGGUGUUCGCACUGCAGCAUCUGCAACAACUGCGUGGAGAGAUUCGACCACCACUGCCCCUGGGUGGGCCAGUGCAUCGGCAAGCGCAACUACCGAUUCUUCUUUCUCUUCGUGUGCUCCACCACGGCGCUCUGCAUCUAUGUCUUCUCACUCUCCGCCUACCUCAUCAAGGUGCUCAUGGACAAUGCGUACGAGCCGGGGGGGGAGACGCGCACGGUGUGGCAGGCGCUGGGGCAGGCGCCCAUGGCGGCCGUGCUCAUGGCGUACACCUUCCUCGCCGUCUGGUUCGUUGGGGGCCUCUCCGCCUUCCACCUCUACCUCAUGUCCACCAACCAGACGACGUAUGAGAACUUCCGGUACCGGUACGACAAGAAGCGCAACCCCAACAACCGCGGCAUCAUGCGCAACGUGUACGAGGCGCUCUGCUCGCCCAUCCCGCCCUCCCGCAACCACUUCCGCGCCGACCUCCCCGACCCCUCCGCCCCCCAGCCCCCCACAGCCCCCUCCGACCCCCAACAGCCCGAGCUCUCCGCUGCCAUCCCCCCUGCGCGGCGCCACAGCAAGGGGUCUAGGCCCGGGUCGAGAGGGUCGUCUGGGGGAAGGUCUCCUGCGCAGCGGGGGGGGAAAUCGCCUGCGCAGCGGGAGUAUGAUUUGGUGGAGGUGACUAAAUUGAGGGAGGACGAGGGGGGGCAAUUGGCGGAUCAAAUCGUGGAGGCGGGCGGCGUGAUGCCGUCUGGUGCGGGGGUGGCUCGGUCGGGGUCGAGAGAUGGGUCCGGGCGGGAGAGUGGGGGGAGCGGGCGGAAGGGGGGGAAGAAGAAAUCGCAUAGUGGGAAGCUGAGGGAGAAGGGGGAGGGGCGGAAGGGGAAGCAUAGAGAUAGAGGAGAGGGGGAUGGGGCAGGGGAGGGAGUGGAGGGGGCAGUGGGGGUUGGGGAUGUGGUGGGAGGAGGGGGAGGAGGGAUGGGGGGGCAAGUGGCAGUGGAUCUGCAAGGGCAGGAGUACGUGCAGCGGAGGUACAGCCCCGUGCCCGACGUUCCUAGAGACGGGCUCUAG